UAGGAGUACUAUAUAUAUCCUCCUCAUAAAACAAAUGUCAACACAUUUAUUAAUUAUAUCUCCAUUGUCAUUGUCCACAGUCCACACACAAAAUAACGAAUCAUAAAUUACAAUACAAAAUCUAAUCUAUGAGCUUGAAAUGGUUGACAAAAGAAAUAUUCUAUCAACCUAACUCCUUAGUUGCUUGUGUUUGUGUCUAAUCUAUUCAUCUUUUGGUGUUUGUUUCACAAAUAAAACAUAACCACACAUAGUGUCACAAACUCUGUUUCUUUCUCUGCUGUCAACAAUGACCAGACACAAAAACUCUCAACAUCUUCUUCUUCAUCUUCUCUCAACAAUUUUCUUCCUUCAUUUCAACUCAAUCUCCACCAUUGAUUUCAUCUUCAACGGCUUCAAUUCUUCAAACGUUCUUCUCUUUGGCAAUGCAACAAUCGAUUCUCAAAUUCUAACACUUACCCAUCAUCAAUCUUUCUCUAUUGGUCGUGCUCUUUACCCACAAAAAAUUCCCACAAAAAACUCUUCUUUUGUAUACCCUUUUUCCACUUCCUUCAUCUUUUCAAUGGCACCUUUUGAAGACACUCUUCCUGGUCAUGGUUUAGUUUUCAUCUUCACACCUGUUAAAGGAAUCCAAGGUACAAGUUCAGCUCAACAUCUUGGUCUUUUUAAUCUAACUAACAAUGGAAAUUCCAACAACCAUGUUUUUGGUGUUGAAUUUGAUGUUUUCAUGAAUCAAGAAUUUGAUGACAUUAAUAACAACCAUGUUGGAAUUGACAUAAAUUCUCUCAAGUCUUAUGUUUCUCAUGAUGUUGGGUUUUGGCCUGAUGAUGGAAAAAGUGAAAAAGAUAAGUUUUUUAAGAAAUUGAAGUUGAAUAAUGGUGAAAAUUAUCAAGUUUGGAUUGAUUAUGAAGAUUCUCUAAUUAAUGUUACAUUAGCAAAAUUGGGUAUGAAAAAACCUAUUAGACCAUUGUUGAAUGUUUCUCUUAAUUUAUCUGAUGUUUUUGAAGAUGAAAUGUUUGUUGGUUUUACUAGCUCAACAGGUCAAUUAGUUGAAAGUCAUAAGAUUUUAGCUUGGAGUUUUAGCAAUACAAAUUUUUCAUUGAGUGAUGAACUUAUUACUAUUGGACUACCCUCUUUUGUUCUUCCAAAAGAUUCAAUUUUUAAGUCCAAAGGGUUUGUUGCCGGAUUUAGUGUACUAGUUUUCUUUAUUGUUUGUGUUUUGGUUUUGUUGGUACUGUUUUUGAUUCAAAAGAAGAGAAAGAGAGAAAAGAAGAGAAGUGAAAUGGAAGAUUGGGAGUUAGAGUAUUGGCCACAUAGAAUGUCUUAUGAAGAAAUAGAAUCUUCCACAAAGAAGUUCUCUGAGGAAAAUGUGAUUGGAGUUGGUGGGAAUGGAAAAGUCUACAUGGGUGUUUUAAGAGGAGGUGUUAUGAUUGCUGUGAAAAACAUUUCUCAUGAGAAUGAUGGUUUGAGAGAAUUUCUUGCAGAAAUUUCAACUCUUGGAAGGUUAAAGCAAAGGAAUUUAGUAGGGUUAAGAGGUUGGUGUAAGAAAAAUGCUGGAAAUUUCUUAUUAGUUUAUGAUUAUAUGGAAAAUGGAAGUUUAGACAAAAGGGUUUUUGAUUGUGAUGAGAGCAAGAUGUUAAACUAUGAAGAUAGAAUAAGGAUUAUUAAGGAUGUUGCUUAUGCUAUCUUGUAUUUGCAUGAAGGGUGGGAAGUAAAAGUGGUGCAUAGGGACAUUAAGGCUAGCAAUGUUUUACUUGAUAAAGAUAUGAAUGCAAAGUUAGGUGAUUUUGGUUUAGCUAGAAUGCAAAAUCAUGGUCAAAUUGCUAGCACAACAAAGUUAGUUGGAACGGUCGGUUACAUGGCUCCUGAAGUGAUCAAAACCGGUAGAGCUUCGACUCAAACCGAUGUUUACAUGUUCGGUAUCUUGAUUUUAGAGGUUAUGUGUGGAAGGAGACCAUUAGAAGAAGGUAAGGAACCUUUGGUGGAGUUUGUUUGGAAACUUAUGGUACAAGGGGAACUUGUUUGUGCACUUGAUCAGAGGUUAAGGGCUAAAGGUGAAUUUAGUUUGCAAGAAAUGGAGAGAGUGUUACACUUAGGUUUGUUGUGUGCAUAUCCUGAACCAAAAUCUAGGCCAACAAUUAGACAAGUUUUGAAUAUUUUAGAAGGGAAGAAUGAGGGAGUUGAAGAGUCAGAGAUUGAGAAUAUGGAUAGUUAUUUGCUUAAACAGUUAAAAUCAAGGGAUAUAUUGGCUGAAUAUUCUCAUUAUUUUAGCUAUGCAUCACACCCAACUUUUCAAGAUAUUCGUCAAUUAUCACCAACAUCUUUCACUUGGUCCGGAUCUUUAGUUAAGGGGAGGUGAAUCUUUGUCAUGAAUGAAAAAAAAUGGAAUUUGUUGGAGCUACUUGGAGCGUAUAUAGUACGAGAUUUUAGAUUGAAGGUGUGUCAGGUGUCCGACACAUAUGUUAGUGUUUGGUGUCUGCGUUCAUAGCUUGGAUCAUUUGAGGCCAAAGUGCUUGUAUUAUCUUUUCCAUAAAAAACAGCAAAGAAGCUUUUUUGUGCUUCCCUUUGCAAAUUUAUUUAUCAAGUUAUCUGAUUGGUUUGUAGAAGAAUUGUUUUGUACUAUGAUUAUGAACUAUGAAGUUUCAACUUUAUAGUUUUGAAUUUUUGUUUGUACAGUAUACCAUAGUGUGAAUGUUAAGAGUAAAAAAAAAAUUCAAUGUUAAUACUCAUAUUGAUUUUUAUGUGAUAUAAUUGACUUUUCUACUCUC
Trifolium pratense (red clover) is the source of this 2765-nucleotide messenger RNA. Its product is annotated as L-type lectin-domain containing receptor kinase VII.1. Bases 287 to 2356 code for a protein of 689 amino acids. The record is from RefSeq and is a predicted model, not a curated record. NCBI's taxonomy places the organism in Eukaryota, Viridiplantae, Streptophyta, Magnoliopsida, Fabales, Fabaceae. Gene Ontology annotation, cellular component: plasma membrane. Gene Ontology annotation, biological process: protein phosphorylation. Gene Ontology annotation, molecular function: protein kinase activity; carbohydrate binding; ATP binding. The transcript has a single exon.